AUGGCAGAUCCACAGGUGGAGCUAGUAUCAACAAUGUCAGAUCCUGGUAAGGAUGGCAAUAUGCAGCAGCUAGUCCCAAUGGCACCACCGGCAAGGGUUUCUGGUGGUGAACUAGUGGCAAAGGCUUCUGUUGCUGACAGUGGAAAGCAGCUGGCGCUGGUGGAGGGUGGAGGAAAGAGCUCGGGAGGGGUCAAGCUACGGGAGGAUGUGGAGGACAUAGAGGUGAAGCUGAAGCGCAUCAUGGACAAUGUCCCUGUCCGUGCCAGCAACACCUCUGGGUCCUCCGCUGGUUCUGGCUCUGGCGACUUCCACCAGUAUCGGCAAAUGAGGAGAAGGGAACAGGACCGAAUAACGAGGAUGGAGACUGAUUACGAAAAGAGGAAGCAGGUGGCCGAGUUCAAUCUGCGGAGGGAGGAAAGGCUAAAAGCAGCUGAGGAGCGUACAUCCAAGAAGCGCCUGAAGCGCCAAAAGAAGAAGCAGCGAAAGAAUGAAAAGCGGGCCAAACCAAGCGGUGGCGGCGAGGAACCCAAUAGCGAAGCAGUGCCUAAGCAGGUGGAGGAGGAGUCAGACGACGACGAUGAGGGUUCGGAUUACGAGGGCGACGACAAGUUUAAGCAAUGCAAAUGA
This is a messenger RNA of Triticum turgidum subsp. durum (durum wheat), 627 nucleotides long. The record is from the annotation of a GenBank genome assembly. NCBI's taxonomy places the organism in Eukaryota, Viridiplantae, Streptophyta, Magnoliopsida, Poales, Poaceae.